AAAGUAAUACUAUGAGAGCAGCUAAAAUUUUAAAAGCCCUUUGAAUUAUAGCUAAAUGUUCUAUAGCCAAAUUCCCGUGAUAAGCAGACGACUAGCCACCUCUGAUGCGAAGAAGAAGCAUCUCGGCCAACAGCUGUUUGCAUUGCCUAUCGCCUAUCGGUAGUCGAGGGUGUCGCAGCAGGCAGCUUUUGUGGCAGAGUGCCAAAUUGAAAUCAGCUGCCAGCUGAGAAGUGAGAAAUUAAAUAACAAUAACAAACUACGAGUAAUCACAGAAACCCAUGGCUUUGCGCGGUUCCCACCGCUUGGAAGUGAUCUUCAAACGCUGCAUUGCAUCUCCGGUGUUCCACAGCCACGCAGCCAAUCGGCGGAGCAGCCAACUAGCGAUCAAAGGCACCGAUCCAAGCAGCAAUGGUAACAGUGGGCAAGAUCAGCAAAAUGGUGAACAAAAAGCAAAAGGCUGGAGGCGAUUGGUUCGUUUCUUUGUGCCCUUCUCCCUGGGCGCCGCGGUCAGUGCGGCGGUCAUUAAGCGGGAGGACUUUACUCCAACGAUCGCCGCUUCGAAGAUGACAGGACGUCGGCGGGACUUCAACUUCAUAGCCGAUGUGGUGGCAGGUUGUGCGGAUUCGGUGGUCUACAUUGAGAUCAAGGACACCCGCCACUUUGACUACUUCAGUGGCCAGCCGAUCACCGCAUCGAAUGGCUCCGGCUUUAUCAUUGAGCAGAACGGUCUCAUCCUGACCAACGCUCAUGUGGUGAUCAACAAACCCCACACAAUGGUACAGGUGAGGCUGUCCGACGGCAGGACUUUUCCCGCCACCAUCGAGGACGUGGAUCAGACAUCCGAUCUUGCGACUUUGCGCAUACAGGUGAACAAUCUUUCGGUGAUGCGGUUGGGCAAGAGCAGUACCCUGCGAUCGGGCGAAUGGGUUGUGGCCCUGGGCAGUCCGCUGGCCCUAAGCAAUACGGUGACCGCUGGAGUAAUCAGUUCCACGCAGCGUGCAUCCCAAGAACUUGGCCUUCGAAACAGGGACAUCAACUACCUGCAAACGGAUGCUGCGAUUACGUUUGGCAACUCCGGCGGACCCUUAGUCAAUCUGGAUGGCGAGGCCAUUGGAGUUAACUCGAUGAAGGUGACGGCUGGCAUUAGCUUCGCAAUACCCAUUGACUAUGUAAAGGUGUUUCUGGAGCGGGCGGCGGAGAAACGAAAGAAGGGCUCGGCCUACAAGACCGGCUAUCCGGUCAAGCGGUACAUGGGCAUCACCAUGCUGACGCUCACACCGGAUAUACUGUUCGAGCUCAAGUCACGAAGUCAAAACAUGCCCAGCCACCUAACGCACGGCGUGCUCGUGUGGAAGGUUAUCGUUGGGUCGCCGGCGCACAGUGGUGGACUACAACCCGGAGACAUAGUGACCCACAUAAACAAGAAAGAGAUCAAGAACUCAUCGGAUGUCUACGACGCCCUGGCCGAUAAUAGUAAAAACCUUGAUAUAGUGAUCCUGCGAGGUGUGAAGCAGAUGCACGUGACCAUUACGCCAGAAGAUCCCUAGUUAAGCCCUUAUGCCGCACCUGUAUCCUCGACCUACGACUAUAUCGUGUUCGCCUGAUUGCCAAUUUGAGAUAUUUAUAUAUGUAAAAGAAACCUACCGAUCCUGGGAAGAAAUCUCUGACAUACCAACCUCCCACACGCUCCUAUUCCCAAUCGAGUGACUGCCUGCCUAUAUUUGUCUCUGACUAACGAGUAGGGAAAUUUGCAUAGAUCGCGGGCUCGUUAUCAGUGGCCAUUAUUAACAGCGGCACGACCAUAAGUUAAUCUACGCAUCGGACAGCACGAAAAUGUAUCUCCGACUGGGUCGAUUGGGUCGUCUGUCCGUUUCCGAACAUCAUCGAUUUCUCUUUCAUGGAGCGCUGUGCGUGUCCCCAACCAUCCGUCUGCCCGUCCGUCCGUCUGAUUGUCCUCUUCCAACAACGACAAAAAUGUAUUUACGCUAAUUGAAAUAUCUUGCGUUGCGAUCAAUCGAUGCCAUAUUUUUUAUAGGCCAAACCUCGGCAGUGCAGAAAAUGCAGCAGCAGCAGCAACAUCAGCCGCAAAAACGACGAAAACCGAAAUGCAAAUUUCAAUAAAUUUAUGCAACUGUAUUCCCAGCGCUUCACUUGGCCCCAGCUGUUCAUACCCUCUCAAGGGGUAUACUUUUUAAUGCUUUCAAUGGGUGCUGAGAAGUUCAUAGAAUACCAAACUAAUGGCACAUUAUUAAAUCUGAUGUUAUGAAACUGAACCUUUAAAAUAUAUAUGCCCUAGUUAAUAAAUAAUCCAAUAUGUAAAUCUCAUUUCAUCAAUCAAAAAACGCUUAUUUUAAAGUAGAAAACAAA
Messenger RNA from Drosophila yakuba, 2367 nucleotides. It is a transcript of the gene HtrA2, whose product is annotated as serine protease HTRA2, mitochondrial. The record is from RefSeq and is a predicted model, not a curated record. NCBI's taxonomy places the organism in Eukaryota, Metazoa, Arthropoda, Insecta, Diptera, Drosophilidae. Gene Ontology annotation, biological process: proteolysis; programmed cell death; positive regulation of apoptotic process. Gene Ontology annotation, molecular function: protein binding; serine-type endopeptidase activity. The transcript has 3 exons. The coding region runs from base 279 to 1547 and encodes 422 amino acids.